Procambarus clarkii (red swamp crayfish) is the source of this 384-nucleotide messenger RNA. Lineage: Eukaryota; Metazoa; Arthropoda; Malacostraca; Decapoda; Cambaridae. The record is from RefSeq and is a predicted model, not a curated record.
AUGGCUGGACGCCAACAUCACAUAACUGAUGGGCUCCGCCACAUAGCUGGACGUCCCCGCCACAUGGCUGGACGUCCCUGCCACAUGGCUGGACGUCCCCGCCACAUGGCUGGACGUCCCCGCCACAUGGCUGGACGUCCCCGCCACAUGGCUGGGCGUCCCUGCCACAUGGCUGGGCGUCCCUGCCACAUGGCUGGACGUCCCUGCCACAUGGCUGGACGUCCCUGCCACAUGGCUGGACGUCCCUGCCACAUCGCUGGACGUCCCCGCCACAUGGCUGGGCGUCCCUGCCACAUGGCUGGACGUCCCUGCCACAUGGCUGGACGUCCCCGCCACAUGGCUGGACGUCUGGGCCAUAUGACAGGUGGACAGGGUCUCAGCUGA